Molecule: messenger RNA, 261 nt
Organism: Rotaria sp. Silwood2
Lineage: Eukaryota; Metazoa; Rotifera; Eurotatoria; Philodinida; Philodinidae
Source: the annotation of a GenBank genome assembly
AUGUUGAAGUCUUUACGUGUACUUUUGCGUGGUAUACGUAUUCCACCAGAUGACAAAAGUUGCCAAAUUAUUGCAGAAACAGCAUCAAUGGUCUCUGAUUUUUGCUUUUGCUUUCGACGUCGUGGUGAUCGAAAUGAAUAUGAUAUUGAUAUAGCAUACACGAAGCACUCUUUAUUCAUCAAACAAUUACGAAAUCGUAUUCUUGCUUUACCAGUAAAUGAAAACCCGUAUAUUGUUGUUGAGAAAUAUAGUUUUGAUUAA